Molecule: messenger RNA, 526 nt
Organism: Haliotis rubra (blacklip abalone)
Lineage: Eukaryota; Metazoa; Mollusca; Gastropoda; Lepetellida; Haliotidae
Exons: 5
Coding region: 1-489 (162 amino acids)
Cellular component (GO): nucleus
Source: RefSeq, a predicted model, not a curated record
AUGUUCAUUGACAUUUGUUACAGAAUUAGUGCAAACAGUGGGGUCAAGAGACUUACCAAAGAUGUCAAAAAGAAGUGGAUGGACUACAAGAGUCAAACAAGGAAAAAGGAGGCAGAAAGGAGGAGGGAGGCAACCAAAACUGGUGGGGGGCCUCCACCAUCAAGCCUGACAGAAAUGGAACAGCGGGUUGUAUCAUUCCUGCCUUCAUGCACUAUUCAAGGUUGUGAUGGUGGCCUUGAAAGUGAGGAAUUUGAAUUUCAUGCAGUUGAUACAGUUGAUGCAGUUGCACACUUGAUGGCCUCAAAGACUCUCAGUGAUAAGGAUACUAUUGUUAUGAUAGAGAGGGAGAAACUGAACGUCCUUAAGGACCUGCUUGAAGUUCAAAAGAAGAGACUACACAUUGAGGAGCAGAAGUUUGCCUAUAUCACCUCUCUGCACCAAACUGGCCAAUCUGAACUCAAUGUGUCCCCAAUCAUUCAGUUUCUUUGACAAAUAUGCAUUUGCACAGCUAUUAAAAAAUCAGACU